Triplophysa dalaica is the source of this 3702-nucleotide messenger RNA. RefSeq names its product anthrax toxin receptor 2-like. Bases 138 to 431 code for a protein of 97 amino acids. Gene Ontology annotation, cellular component: membrane. Gene Ontology annotation, molecular function: signaling receptor activity. The transcript has 5 exons. NCBI's taxonomy places the organism in Eukaryota, Metazoa, Chordata, Actinopteri, Cypriniformes, Nemacheilidae. The record is from RefSeq and is a predicted model, not a curated record.
GUUAUUAAAGACCCACCUCCUCAAAGACCUCGUCCACCACCACCACCUAUGCCUGACCCUGAUCCAGAACCCAAGAAGAAAUGGCCGACCGUGGAUGCAUCUUAUUAUGGGGGAAGAGGUGCUGGUGAAUCAAACGCAUGGAGGUCCGUUGGGGAGAGAAAGGGUCCACAGAGGAGGGUGCAAGGCUAGAGAUGGCUAAGAAUGCAGUGGUGUCGAUACCAGAAGAGGCAGAAGAGUCCAUGAUCAAAAAGCCAAAAUCACCACCACCCACAUAUAAUCAACAUGAAUCCAAAUGGUAUACUCCGAUCAGGGGCCGCCUUCAGGCACUGUGGGCUCUGCUGCGGCGGCAAUAUGACCGAGUUUCCCUCAUGAGGCCCACUACUGCGGACAAGGGAAGGUGUAUAAAUUUCAGCCGGAUACAGCGUCAAUAGAUGACAGUUGCCAGUCCCCAAAUAAUUUUCUCUUCCAAAACGCUGAUGGGCCGACAGAAAAAGCAUCUUUUCCUCUGGAUGACAUGGCUUGUCUACUGCCACUUUAAAGUAUCCUGCUUCAGACUGAUGUACAAAGGGAUCCCGUUUUGCGUAGUAUUAGCUUUCCAAACUUAAUUAAGUAUUAUAUGGUAUCCCUCCAGCUACUGAAUAAAAAGAGGAGGAUUAAAUAUCAUUCAAAUUGUCAGAUUUUACAGCGGAUCUGGUUAUGCACCGCAAAGAAGAGUUUUUUUAUACUUUGACCAUAUUGUGCCUUAUGUGGAAAAUAAAUAAUCUUAUGGACACAGACGGAGGCUAUUUUCAAAAAAGCGGAAUAAGAUAAGGCUCUUUGCCGUUGGCUGGGAAGAAGAACUAAUCCCAGUAGUCUCGCAGAGAGCAGAAGUACUUUGCCUCUUGGCAAUGUCUCUUCACAAAAAUCUCUCCAAGCCCACUAUCGUCGGAUGCCUAGCGGGGUUUCUUUGACUGGAGAUCUUGUCAUUUUAACACAGAGAAGCGCACACGCAUGACAAAUUGUAGACAGUAUGCCCUAAGGUAUUGGAAGCAGUAAGAUUUUGCCCUUUAGUUCAUGAAGACACCUUUGUAUCAAUGCGAGAACUGAGCAGAGAAAUUAAUAGAGCGUUAUUGCACCGCAAGACACCCUGUGACCAAAGUGCUCCGGCAAGGUUUUGAGGGACACAUUUCCCUCUGGUGGCUGAUGCCUCCACCCCACAUAUUUGGCAGUCUGUUCUGUGCUCACUAAUGCAUAGACAUUCACAAUUCAUAAACGUGUCCAUCGGUUUAAGGUUUUUAGACGUAAAUACUGCUGUCUGUUCACUGCUCUCCAAAGUUGUUUCCAGUGGUAGCUUUUGGCACAGAAGUAUCAAACUUUGGUAGCAGUAGCAGCAGCAGUAUGUGAACUUUUCUAAGAGGUUUAUAUUUUAAAUCAGGUUCGACGUGAAAUGACCUACACUCGCAUCAAUAGAAAUGAAGAGUUCUUCAUCUGUGCCCUCACAUCCAAAACAUCUGAAAGAUCGAACCGAAAGGGUCGACGGACGGAUAAGUAUUGUUCAUUUCCAGAAAUUAUCCACGUAGCGCUCCCCCCUCUAUUCGCACACAGAAAGGCGAGCAAUAGAUAUUUAUUUUAGAUUUCUUCAACGCGCUGUCACGACGACGAUUGCGAGUGAUGUCAGCGCGAGCGGAGACACUGUGGGGGAGGAAGAGGGCGGCAGCUGAAGAAAAAGGCUCGAACGAUCCAGUCACUUUCGAUACGCUACUUCAGAUGCAAAAUGGAUAUUCGAGUCGAAAUCUGACAAAGCGUGCCGGCUUUGACGGGAAGUGGUAUAGACAAUGACCAGUGGCUGGGUCAGUGGGAUGUCUCGGUGCAAGCAGGGAUGCUUAUCAAAUGACACUAAAAAUAAGUUCAACAACCAUCAAGUUUGAGGGGGGAACAGAACGGGGUGGAGUGGCUCGCAUUUGGUGGGCAUGCAAGUGUGCAAGAUGGCAGGACCAUUGGGGACAAAAAGCUCUGGUUUAAUUAUUUCUUUGUUGCUCGCGUCGUAAUUGUAGAGACGUUAAUAAUUACUGCCCUCGUCCCCCCCCAUCCCCUCUAAAAUUUUGAAAGAAUGAUAUACAAGCCCAGAAAAGGUAAACAUUCUAACCGUUAUUUGAGUGGCACCUGCAACUUUAGCACUUCUUGGAUAGUUUAGGUGAGUGUAAUUUACAACCUUAUUUUGGCAGGUUUGUCCUACGUUUGAGAUCAAAGGUAUUUAGUUAAGUAUUAUAUUUUCAUAUUAGAUGCAACGCAGCUUCAUAUCAUUAUCAGCUAUUUCCGUGGCUCACCAGAAUCUCUGAUUUUGCCUUCCUUUUUUUAUAUUUUUUUGUACUUUAAUGUUUCUAAAUCAUUGUAUUUCCUUGUUUAAUUUCCUUUUUUGUUAAGAUACAUUUUACUUUAUUUAUAUUUUGCCUGGGAUUCGAGACAUUUUUGUGUUUUUAUGUUUCUGGGCCCAUUUAUGCCAAUUUUAUUUUUAUUUUUGUGUAGCAUAUGGAGUUCUUCGUAAUAUUGAACUAAAGGCAGGAUAUAAAAAAUUAUAAAAAAAGAUUAGUCAUUUAUGUAAAAAAUGUAAUAUUGCAAAGUAAAUGUACAGUUUGCAUAAAACAAUUAUUUUGUGUUUGAACAAAUGAAUGUCAACAACAGUGCACUAUUUUCUAAAUUAUAACGCAAAAGCAAUAUAUUAAUUUAGUUAAUUUUAAUCAAUUUAGUUAAAUUUAAAUAAUACCUUCUUGUAGACAUUGACAUUUUACACAUUUUAAGUUAGAUACAUUUGUUGUAGUACAGUACCUGUCUUAUAGUUUUAUUUAAAUGUCCCACUGCAGUCUGGCCAGUGAAUGUAAUUUUCAAAGUAACUUAUUUUCUUCUCCAUCUACACAAACACCAAAUAAAUAAUUGUGUUUUCUGAUUCAACAAUAUAGUAUGAUAUACUUUUUAUUAUCUUUUCUUGAAAACAUCACUAGUGCAGUGGCUCAAAUUAAAAAUGUCCAUUCUUUAUUCAACCUCGUGUCAUUCCAAACCUGUCUAUGACUCUUUUUUCUGUGCAACUCAAAAUAAGAUAUUUUAAUAAAAUUAUCAGGAGUUUUAUGUACAGACAAUAGUCCAAAAUAUCUUAUAUCUGCUUUAUAAUGCUGGUUUUUGAAUGACAACAAGGUGCGUAAAAUACGAAAAAAGUUUAUUAGUCAUUAAAAGCUCUCAAAAGACAUUAGUCUCUCAUCAUACUGUAGACACAGGCCAUUUAUGUUCUUUAGAUUGCACAUAUACACUUUGCAAAAUUGACAUCCAAAUACCACAGUUUUUUAUCAUUUCUUUUAUCAGCUAGUGCAUCGAGCAGUUCAUGUUCAGCUCCACUGUAGGCAAAUAGAUGCAAUGCUCAGGAGCAAAUAGUGUAUCAAUAAAUGCAGGGAAGUUUAUACAUUUAACUGUUCUGAGCAUGUUCACUAUGUUAUUCAUCUGUUUUUAUCUAUUUGUGCACUCGUUUUAUUACUUAAAAAAGUAGAUCAUGGUAUGCUGAAAUAAGAUCAUGCACACAAAAACAUUUUCACACUUAUCAUCAUUGUGUGAAUGAUUUUAAAUGCAUCUCAUUUUGUGCAUUUCUCUUUCUCUCAGUAUUAUAGUUUCAGUCUUUUUCUAUCAUUUGUACUUUGCAUUUAUUUGUAUAAAUAAAUUGCACCUCUUUGAAAUGAA